CCCGGGGCAGUGAGUCCCGGGCUAGCUUGCUCCCGUAGCCGGCUACCUAGUGUAGUCUCGCCCUGCCCGACACGUUUCAUGGCGGCUCAGCCAGUGUCCCGGAUGCUGCGGCGGGUCCUGAGGUCCAGCGUCCGGAGCUGCAGCUCGGGCGCUCCGGUGACGCAGCCACACCCCGGAGAGCCCUCCCAACCUGCCGUGGAGGUGCUGUCCGGACGGAGGCGGUUCCUGAUGGAGCAUGCAGCCCCCUUCUCUGCCUUCCUCACCGACAGCUUCGGCCGGCGCCACAGCUACCUGCGGAUCUCCCUCACCGAGAAGUGCAACCUCAGAUGUCAAUACUGCAUGCCCGAGGAGGGUGUCCCUCUGACCCCCAAGGCAGACCUGCUAACCACAGAAGAGAUCCUAACCCUGGCCCGCCUCUUUGUGAAAGAAGGCGUAGACAAGAUCCGACUCACGGGCGGGGAGCCGCUCAUUCGGCCGGACGUGGUGGACAUUGUGGCACAGCUCCACCAGCUGGAAGGGCUGAGGACCCUUGGCAUCACCACCAACGGCAUCAACCUAGCUCGGCUGCUGCCUCAGCUUCAGAAAGCUGGUCUCAGUACCAUCAACAUCAGCCUGGACACGCUGGUACCAGCCAAGUUUGAGUUCAUCGUCCGCAGGAAAGGCUUCCGCAAGGUCAUGGAGGGCAUCCACAAGGCCAUUGAGCUGGGCUACAAUCCUGUGAAGGUGAACUGUGUGGUGAUGCGAGGCCUGAAUGAGGACGAACUCCUGGACUUCGUGGCCUUGACCGAGGGCCUUCCCCUGGACGUGCGCUUCAUAGAGUACAUGCCCUUUGACGGCAACAAGUGGAACUUCAAGAAGAUGGUCAGCUACAAGGAGAUGCUGGACACCCUCAGGCAGCAGUGGCCGGAGCUGGAGAAGCUGCCGGAGGAGGAAUCCAGCACAGCCAAGGCCUUUAAAAUCCCUGGCUUCCGAGGCCGAGUCAGCUUCAUCACGUCCAUGUCUGAGCAUUUCUGUGGGACCUGCAACCGCUUGCGAAUCACAGCUGACGGGAACCUCAAGGUCUGCCUCUUUGGGAACUCAGAGGUAUCUCUACGGGAUCACCUGCGGGCGGGGGCCUCUGAGGAGGAGCUGCUGAGCAUCAUCGGGGCUGCUGUGGGCAGGAAGAAGCGGCAGCAUGCAGGGAGGGCAGGGUCCUGGCAUCCAAAAACUGUUAUGGGCUCCAUCAUGGGUGACCUUGCAGUGUACGGCGGGGGUUUUUUGUCGGGGUGCGGUAGGCAUGUUCAGUAUUUCCCAGAUGAAGAACCGGCCCAUGAUCCUCAUCGGUGGGUGACCCAUCAAGUUAUUUUUGAUGUGCCAAGAUUCCCCACCAGCCAUUCCAAGCAUCUCCUUCAGGGACUCCCUCCGUGUUCAGGGUCUGAGACACAGACAGGGACAUCGUGUUGGCAGAGAUCAAGCUCGUCAGCAAGACCGGGGGUCAGCGGGGGGACUUCCAUCGGACGUAGAGGUCCCGCCCCCUCUCACCCCUGGCCCAGCGAGGUCAAGAGAUGGGAUGCGAUUUCAGCCGAGGGAAAGACAUCAAGUUCCUUUCACCCUGUCACCAGUUACCUUCAACCGGUAGGAACCCCAGUUAAACCGAACUGUGCUUUUCUGUGGAUCCAACGUGUCUCGAACGUCUUCCAUAUUCCUUCUUCCCUGGUGCGUAUCCAGCCUUCCACGGUGGGUGGGAAUGCCGGGGUUCGGGCAGGCCUGUUGACUAGACGUGGAGCCCUCCCUAUUCCGGGUCCCAGUGGGUGAGGUGGACCUCGGCCCGGCCAGUCUGGGGGGAGGACCCUGCGAGGUUCCCACCACAACCUUCCCAUUGUCCCAAAGCCGGCUUCUUCCAGCGGGGGCUUGUGGGUAUCACACAGCUCUGCGGCCACUCUUCCUGGUAAGCCUUCACCUGACCCUCACCUGGACUCCAGGGUGGCUGCUUCACACCGGUCCCGACCAGGCUUACACUUGCUCAAUCCCUCCCCCCUUGAACCAACACACAUGUUGGGCUCGGCAACCCUGUGUUUCUUCCCCUGCAGCUACUGUGGUCCCACCCCCAGAAAAGAUAGGCAGCUGAAGCGUGGGCCCAGCCCACCAGUCUGUCCACUGGCAAUAACCCUGAGCUGGAG
This is a messenger RNA of Kogia breviceps (pygmy sperm whale), 2159 nucleotides long. NCBI's taxonomy places the organism in Eukaryota, Metazoa, Chordata, Mammalia, Artiodactyla, Physeteridae. The record is from RefSeq and is a predicted model, not a curated record.